AGGUGCGGUGCAGGCGGGCGGAGGGGCGGUGCUGGCCCUCCCUCCCCCUUGUGCUCCUGCUGGGUGAGUAGGCUCCGUCACUCCUCGCAAGGAUGGAGACUGUAGGCGAGCAGCAGCAUGCUCUCACUCACUGACAGCGAGGGGAAACAACGAUGAGAAAACUAAUAGGAGCUGAACAGAAAUGCGCCACGAAGGAAGCGGUGUGGUGGUAGUGUGGUCGUCCCACAAUGAGCCGCCGACCUCCGGACCGGUGUGGAGUUGUGCGGGGUAUGAGCGCAGCCUGGAUCCUGGCUGUGAGCACCCUCAUCACCGCUCAGACUGCCGGAGGAUCACCGCUGGUCCUGGAGCCAGAGGUCUUUCUGGAAAAGUACGGCUACCUGCAUCAGGACAACCACCUCCACAAUGCAGCUGAGAUGCAGUCAGCUAUCUGCGAGUUCCAGUGGCUGUCCCGACUUCCUGUCACAGGUGAGCUUGAUGACGCCACCCUGAGGCAGAUGUCAGAGCCCCGCUGUGGGGUGUCAGAUGAGGGCAGCCAGCAGAUCUGGACUCAGAGGGUAAACGCCAUCUUCACUGGAAAGGGACGACCACAGCGCCGCAGGAGGCGCUCUACUGGGCAAGCUGAGAAGUGGUACAAACGCCAUCUGACCUACCAGAUAGUGAAUUGGCCUCACCACCUGUCUCCGGGCUCCGUGCGGCUGGCAGUGCGCGCUGCCUUCCAGCUGUGGAGCAACGUGUCAGGCCUUGUGUUCCAGGAGGCCCCUGACGGUCCCGCAGACAUCCGACUGGCCUUUUAUGAGGGAGACCACAACGACGGCGCCAGCAAUGCCUUCGAUGGGCCAGGAGGAACUCUGGCUCACGCCUUCCUGCCUCGCCGGGGGGAGGCCCACUUCGACAGGGCGGAGAGAUGGACACUAAACGGACACAAGGGACACAACCUGUUCAUGGUGACCGCCCACGAGAUCGGACACACUCUGGGACUGGAGCACUCCCCCGUCCGUCACGCCCUGAUGUCGCCGUACUACAGGAAGUUGGGCCGCAGCCUGGUGCUGAGCUGGGACGACAUCAUCGCAGUGCAGCAGCUGUACGGUAAGCCAUCAGGUGAUCGCCCUGUGAGGCUGCCAGGCCAGGUUUUACACGCAGCGCUGCAGGAGUGGGAGUUCACUGAGCUUCGCAAUGGGCAUCAGACCACAGGGCAGCCUCUCUACUGCCAGGGUGUCUUUGAUGCCAUCACUAUAGACCAGAAUGGGACGGUGCUGGUGUUUCGGGGCAGUGUGUACUGGACAGUAGCUUCUGAAGGUGGUGUGAGCGGCCCGCUGCCUCUCCUUCAGCGCUGGUCUGACCUCCCUCCGGCCAUCGAAGCUGCAGCCUUCUCCCCACUAGACUCCAAGUGGUAUUUCUUCAAAGGGAAGCGGAUGUGGCGCUACACCGGCAGUGUCCUGGACCCCGGCUUCCCCAGACAGAGCAGUGACCUGGGGCUGCCUCGCCACCCUGACUGUGCCUUCUAUUAUGCCCCUCUGGGUCACAUGGUCAUCUUCAAGGGCUCCCGCUACUCUGUGCUUAACCUCAAAACCCUGCACCAAGAGCCCUAUUACCCCCGCAGGCUGACAGACUGGACUGGUGUGCCACAGGGGACCAAUGGGGCGCUGACACGCCCCGACGGACGCCUCUACCUGUUCAGAGAACAGCGUUUCUGGAGAUUUGACCCAAUUAAGGUGCGAGUCACGAGAGAGGGCCAGUGGGUCAAGGAUCUGAGCUGGACUGGUUGCAGCAAUGGUCCUCAGAACAACAACAUCCUUUGACCAGCAGAGGGCGCUGUAAGCUUUAGAUAAGUGCAAUGUGUUGACGUAUACUGUAAUAUAAAGGUGCUAUAACGUUUUCAGCCUGAACCCACAUCAAGUUUAUAUGUUGCAAAAUGAGCCUAGCUCAGCAAACUGAUGCCAUGAAGGGAUUCAACAAAAUAAACCCAGUUGGUUUAUACGUUUUUAAAACACAUACAGUAUUUAUACUGCAGAGCAAUGGAUAUUAGUUUAUAUGGAUGUGCUGUUAUAGCCUCGUUAAUACAGAUAAUGGUAGGACUGUGAGCAGACAAAAAAUGUUUUUUUUUUUAUGCUUAAUCUAUGUUUCUUUUCUCUUAUAGUAUUUGCAAAACGAGAGAAACUAUUUUGUUUUUAUAAUUUCUUCACCAGUGUCACUAACAUAUGUAACAUAUUGUAUAAAUAACUGUUACUAACAUUGUCCUGUUAUUGUGUGCUCCCUCGUAAGUGCUGCAAUAGUAGAAGGCCUAAAUCAUCAUUACUAAGUGUAGGCCUGUUUGGACAAUAUGAGUACAUUAUAAUGUGUAGGUAAGUUGGGUGAGUUGUGAAUCACGAAGGCUGUUAUCACAAAGCUGACAGCUGUGUCGACAGUGUAAUGCAUUUCAGGAAACGGUUGCAGAGGGACAAUCAUUUGGGGAAACUUCCAGCUUCACUUCUUCCCUUUUCAUCCAACAGCGUGUUUUCUUUUGCAUCACUGCAGGCAGAGCAGUCGUCUGUCAGUGAAUAUGUAGAUCAUUGAUUUCUCAGCUCACUGUACAGAAGCUAAUUUAUUUUGACAGUGCCAUUACAUAGUUAUUGAACUGAAACUUUUAGUCAUGUGGAAACAUCUCUGUCAGGACACUCAGUUGGAUUUCAUGAACAGACCCCAACAGAAAGCAUUUUCAUUCAUUUAGGUUUUAAUACUAAAGCCUUAAGACAUUUCAUCACUGAACAUGAUCGACACUAAGGAGCCUCAUGGGUGACACACUCACUCUCAUGCUUGCUUUUUUUCCAGUCAAAAGUUAAACACAUUCACACCUCCGAGCUGCUCUGCAGGACAGCGUGGGUGCAACGGUAUCCUGUUGAGCAGUGAGCAGUCCAACAGGAGUAGCUCAUAUCAUAUAUCCUUAAAUUGUAUGCCUCCGAUUAAGCACUGGCCAUAAUGCACAUGUAACACAAGGGAAUACUAGACACAGGUUUAUCUGUUCAAUUUGGAUGGACUAAAAGUUUUAGUCAACAAAACGAAGUAAAGUAAUCAGUGUUGUAGAAGAGAGUGGUAUGACCUGAGUCAUAAGUGUGGUCAUUAAAAUGCAUAGUAUUUUCCUUUCCUUACAUAAUACAAUAUUAUCUUUUAUCAGACUUGUCUCGAAACAGCUAUGAACACCAGUGAUAAUGGGCACUGUGCAAAGAUCGUUGUGGGUUUGACUACCACCAUCUGUUGGACCAGUCUAAUACUGAUGAUGUAUUGGCUAAGUUUUCACUUAAUCUGUCUGUUGAUCCCUCAGCUUACUGUGGCCUUACAGUAAUUAACAUUUCUGAAGUCUUAGGCCCCUGACACAUUUGGGCUAUUUCAGACACCUUACAUACAAAUGGUUAGAUUAAUAUUAAGAUGUAUAUUAUACAUGAUUAGAGAUUUUUGUAAAUUCCAAAUGUUCUUUUAAGUCUUUACUCUAGGCUAUAUAAAGAUGAAAAUACAAUCUUCUUCAAUACCGUAAUCUGACUAGGUCUAGUCCACCACUUGUACAUUGUAACACACACAUAUACUAGAGCAAGGAUCAGCUGAAGUGCAUUUUAACAAAUGUGAUUAGAAGCCACUGGGCUAUACUUUUACUAUGUAAAGCCAGAGCUGUAACAGACUGACGGUGCUGCAGUGUGACAGAGCUCAGACUAAAUCAGAUUUCUAAUCAAGAGCAACAGCGACAUCAAAGAGUGACUUCACGCUGAGCUCAUCUUCACCUGUUUCAAAGGCCAUCGAAAAAUAAGACAUUGCUGGCGCUGAGUGGUUGUACAGAAACCUAGACUGGCACUCGUAACCCGACAGUAACACCUAAUACAGAGACAUGUUUUGCUAUUCACAUGGCUACAUUUUAGCACAUUGGCUGCACAAAUCAUUAGUUGUAUCUAAAUAUAAAAGUAAUUAACACAUUCAACAAUAUUAUUAUUAUUAUUAUUAUUACCUGGACUGUCAAAUAUCACUCACCUUGUUCCACUUCUCUUAGUCGGUCUGUUAGAGCAGGAGUUGGAUAAUUACUGUAUAUUUUGGACAUUUUAGGACAAAUCAACCCACUUACAGUCUUAAGACACUUCUGAGUGAAAAGUGUCACCUGAAGCUGAACUUUGGUUUUCAGAGAACUGCUCUUUUAUCAGACUACACAGUCCUGCAUGACUUCAGAUCCUCUUUAAAGGGUUUCUCAUCUUGUCCAACUUUUCUAUGUUUUCAAUUAUACUGUGAUUAUUACCGCAGCAUGUAGCGUAGUGGCAGGAAUUUAGAUGAAGAACUCAUCGACUGGCUCCUUUUUGUUUGUGUGUGCUGACAGCAGCUCAGCAGUAGUCCUGUUCUCCACCACGGGCCCUUUCAAGGGGCUUUGUCCUGCCGCCACAGUCCUGAUGCCACAGCCAUUCCUGGCUGCGUCUGUACAACCAGUGGAGGCCCAUGUUCUGGAGGGGCCAUGAGGGUGUAUGUGUGUCCGUGGCAGACAUUCAAUCAGCUCCUUGGCCAGACCCUCACCAGCUGAAGCCCCAACAGCUGCAGGUCUCUCAGAAUGGAAACUCAUCAAAAGGUCCAUGGACGAAGAGCGAGCAAUUGUUUUGACUGCUGUGUCAGGGUGAAGUGAGACUGGGACUCCUGUGUCUACAUUGGUCUCUGGCUCCGCCUCGUCCUCUUCCAGAAGGAGAUGGGAGAGCGAACGGGUGAUGGAGGGGCGCAGAGGAGAGUCAGGGUGAUUGGUGGUUGAGAGCGGUGCAGGGCUGCUGCGCUGAGAUGAGUAACAGGAGCUGCCUGGAGGGGUGCUGCAGCAGCUUCCUGAUCCCAGGCUCUCCACUCCACCACCUCCUCCAUGAAGCUUAUCCAGGACAGGGUCACUGCGCGGUCUGUGGCCUAUCGACAACCAAAGACACAUCAGGCAGAGUCACAAAAGUGGGCCUUUGCUAUUGUACUACACUCGUAUGUCACUGAACUUGAACCAGUUCUUUGUAUAAGAAAAGGUUUUCAUAACCUCGGGGUCAGAUGAUUUGCAGAUGGCUUUGCAGGAUCAGACUGAUAUUUUGAUAAUUUCUUGAUGUGUUUUCAAUCAAAAAAAGUGAUUAGUUGUCAGAUAUUUUGAUUUUGAUUUUUUAUGACUGUUUCGAGUAAUAGAAAGUUGACAGCUCACUAACAGCUGGAGUCUAAUGUAACCUAAAAAAAAGCUCUUGGGCCAGAGAACUUUGAUUAAACACUACUAUCAAAGUCUGAUCCACAUCAGCAAACUGCAUAAUGCUGCUGAAUGGCUAACUGAAACAACUGUUACUCAUCUCAAAUAUUAAAGGUUACCUGUGGAGUUUCCUUUUAAACAAACAAAACUUCAGUUUACAUUCAGUGUUAUUCACCAAAACCCAUUGUAUGUAUCUCUGAGCGGUGUAUCUAACAAAUGUCUCCUUCCAGAUAAAAUGAUUUUUAAACACA
Dicentrarchus labrax (European seabass) is the source of this 5454-nucleotide messenger RNA. It is a transcript of the gene mmp28, whose product is annotated as matrix metallopeptidase 28. Bases 228 to 1799 code for a protein of 523 amino acids. The transcript is spliced from 8 exons. Gene Ontology annotation, molecular function: zinc ion binding; metalloendopeptidase activity. The record is from RefSeq and is a predicted model, not a curated record. NCBI's taxonomy places the organism in Eukaryota, Metazoa, Chordata, Actinopteri, Moronidae. Gene Ontology annotation, cellular component: extracellular matrix. Gene Ontology annotation, biological process: collagen catabolic process; proteolysis; extracellular matrix organization.